AUGUACGGCGCCAUCCAAGCCGACGAGGUCCGUCCGAGCAGCGCGCGGCAGGCCAGCACGCGGUCGCUUGUGGCCGCGACCCUCGCUAUCUGCGUCACGACCCUCGUAUGUGUCGUGUACCUCGUCACCGAAGCGCAGACGAUCUUGCACGAGCUCCGGCUGGUGACAGUCCCUACCUCCUCGCUACACGCGGUGGCGCCGCCAGGAGCAGCGCUGACGCCGCGCACGAGCCUCAGCCGCGACUUUGGCGCACAAACCAAUGGGACGCGUGUCUUGAUUGUCCACGCGGGCGACGACUGGCUCGCUCAGUUUGGCCAAGAGGUGGCACGCGGCGCCGCCAGCGUCACGACCGCCGUCAGAGUGCUGCACCCUGCCAACGCGUCCAUCUCGGAUGUGCUCUGGGCCGACGCCGUGAUCCUCGGGAGCAACGUCUACAACGCCAACGUGGACCCCGAGCUCAUGGCGUGGAUCAACGGAUGGCCGACCACGCACGACCUGAGCGCCAAGGAGCUCGUGCUGCUCAACCUCCUCCACUCGCUCAUGAUCUUUCGAUUUGUCGUCGUCGGUGGCGAUGCGUGGACAAGUGCAUUUGGCGCAUCGGCCAUCAUGGGCGAAGGCCCCUUUCACCUCGGCACCAACGACAGCAGCCACCGACCGGGUGCGUGGCCGUCGAUCUGCUAUCGCCACGACAACCACAUCCCCGCGUACUUUCUCUUGAAAGCCCACGGUCUCGGUCAGCGCGUCGCCAACGUCGCCACCAAGCUACGGGCGCCACGCGAUGCAUGA
Messenger RNA from Saprolegnia parasitica CBS 223.65, 786 nucleotides. RefSeq lists its product as hypothetical. Lineage: Eukaryota; Oomycota; Saprolegniomycetes; Saprolegniales; Saprolegniaceae. The transcript is spliced from 3 exons. Bases 1 to 786 code for a protein of 261 amino acids. The record is from RefSeq and is a predicted model, not a curated record.